CGCCGAAGUUCACUAGAAUGGCAUUAUUGGUCAAUCUCAUGUCGUGUCCGCCUUAACAAUCUCAGCUUUCGCUCGAGUGUGGACCCAACCUUCAGCUAUACACCACACCACGUUAGCCGAGCACCACUCGAUCCCCUCUUCAGACCUGUGCUACUAACUAGAGACAACGGAAACAGAAUGUCUACUUCUUCGGGUCUGCUCUAUGCAGCCUCAAGAAUCAAUCCUCCAUCGAAAAUAUCAGCAGAUGUCUUCAACGCCUGGUAUGAUGGCGUCCAUGUGCCUGAUGUCCUUAAGACCUCAGGAAUCAACACCGCAGUUCGCUAUGAAACGGCUGUAGUGCCCCAAGACAGUUCCCCGUGGGCGUUCCUUGCUCUCUACCCUGUUCCAGACAUUGAGUUCUUAAACACGGAGGAGUUCGCGAGCAUUCCAGCGACUAGUGAUGCUCUGCCGGGGCCAACACACAGUUGCAUGGAUAUAGCGCAGUUCGAUAUCAGGCGAUACCGCGAGGUCGGGAAGCGACACGACUUGGAUAUGUCAACAGGACCAACGUCUCAUCUUCUUACUGUGGAAUUUGACUUGCCUUCACACAUUGACAUUUCUGAUGACCAGGCUGUACUGGACUGGUUCUGCGGGAUAUACAGUGCUGGCACGCCUCAGCGGGUUGCCAUUCAUGAAGUCUUCUGGGCUAUGUUGUACCCGAACGAGAAACCAGCAGAGGUGCCACGUUGUUUGGCUGUGCUCGAAUUCCACGGCGAUGAGAAUGUGUACAACGAAGCCAUCAAAGAGAUCCAAUUGGUUGCGAAGGUUGGCCAAUGGAAACUGCACAAGGCCUUUGGCUGGCCAUAAGUUGUCUGCUGAAGACCCGACUUUAACGUUAAUUCAAUGCUAUAUCUUUAUUAUUGAACGUACUAUGGCUGUGUCUGUUGUUGGUAUCUUGCGUUCUAUGUCUGGGUUACUUGUUGUGUUCCGGAGUAGUGAAAUAUGUCUCAAAUUUAUGGAGGCCACAGGAUCUUGACGCCCUGAGUUUUGCCGCUUAGACGGAGGACCCGUCAAGUCUAAAC
Aspergillus welwitschiae is the source of this 1061-nucleotide messenger RNA. RefSeq lists its product as uncharacterized. The record is from RefSeq and is a predicted model, not a curated record. The transcript is spliced from 4 exons. NCBI's taxonomy places the organism in Eukaryota, Fungi, Ascomycota, Eurotiomycetes, Eurotiales, Aspergillaceae. Bases 178 to 846 code for a protein of 222 amino acids.